Molecule: messenger RNA, 381 nt
Organism: Rotaria sp. Silwood2
Lineage: Eukaryota; Metazoa; Rotifera; Eurotatoria; Philodinida; Philodinidae
Source: the annotation of a GenBank genome assembly
AUGAAUCAAAUUGAAGUGUUGACAAGUUCUCGAGGAAAUCCGAUGUUAUGCUAUUCAGGUUAUUUAUACACUCAGCAUAGUAUGACAGAGAAAAAACGUGUAUUUCGUUGUGAAGAUCGAAAUUGUAGAAGUCGUUGUCAUACGAAUACUCUGAUGGAAGUGUUUGUCAAAGAACCAUCGGAGCAUAGUCAUGCACCUAAUCCAGAUCGUGUUCAUGUUAUUCGAUUGAAACAUGAAAUUAAAGCCCGUGGUUCAUCAUCGGAUGAAGCGAUCAGCAUUAUAUUAUUUGAUGCAUUACGUAGUAUUCCAUUGAAUGCAGUUCCUGGCUUACCAACGAACAAUGCAUUAAUGCAAACAAUUCGUCGUCAUACAUAUAAUUAA